UGAUCAUCAACAAAACAUACGACAGAGGUCAAUUAAAGAACUUCACACCACUUCGUAACAAAGCAUUGACGGCACUUUCGAACGUCUUAUUUUUACAAACUAUCACACUUGACAUCUACGCGUUCUACGAUACAACAUAAGAAAGAUAUAAUGGCAUCGCGCAUCUUCACACCCGCGAGCAGAGUGCUUCGCGCCCCGGUAAUGGGAGGAGCUAGCAGAAACUUUUCGAUGAGUGUGAGGAGAGCGACUCCCGUUACUGAAAAUCCUUUACCGGUUAGGAAACCAGUUGGCGCUUUUAGAGGAGGGUAAGUCUUUUCUUGAUUUUUGGAGGGGAGACUUGAGUGGAAGAAAGCUUGGAGUUUGACGGCGGGGAUGGGAUAGGAGGGGGGUGGUUGCCAGUUGGGAAGCGGAGGGAAUGAGAUGAGGCAUCAGGGAGAAAGGAAGUGUAUAUAUAGAUUAUGGGCUAACAAUAGGUGUGAAAUUAGAUUGUUCGGCUUCUUACUUGGAUCUACGUUGGCUGGUGCAGGGGUCUACUAUUAUAUUCUGGAGGAAUAUAAGGUUAGUAAUGAGUUGUUGACGGAGGAUAUUUAUGUGAGUUUAAGUUUUUGUCUUUAUGAUUGCUCGUACUUGAGUGGGUGGAUGGGUUUAGAGUGAAGGAAGGGUAGCUUCGAGAGCAUGACUGUAGAGAUGGAGAGGUGUUCAAGGAUGAGAAUAUGGCUAAUCAUGUCUAUGACACAGAGUCUGCAAAACUCAGUACAGCGAGUUCAUACAUACGUUCAAUCGCUAGAGGAAAAGCUUGCGGAUUUGGAAAAGAAGAAGAAAUAAAUGGAGAGGGAGAAUAGGAAUGGAUGCGCUGCGAUGACGAUUGGGAAAUGGCCAUCAUUGUCCGGGUUGCUACGGCUGGGAAUGCAGCGAAAGGAGAUUGUGUAUAAUAUCUGAAAUUCGAUGAGCGAGAGAGUUGAGAUUAUGAAUAUCUUUGCGAGCUGCAAGUAUAAUGCUAGGUAUACAGGAAAUAAGUAACAUCUCCAAGUACCUAUUUUUGCGUGGUGGGGGUGCGCCAGCUUU
This is a messenger RNA of Sclerotinia trifoliorum, 1065 nucleotides long. Lineage: Eukaryota; Fungi; Ascomycota; Leotiomycetes; Helotiales; Sclerotiniaceae. The record is from the annotation of a GenBank genome assembly.